AGUUGCAUAAAUCGAAAAGAAGAGUAUGAGUGGGAUAUAAAUGGAGCCAGCUCUAGCAAGGCUCAUGUAGUGAUAUAACUGAUGUAAGAAGAAGCGUUGAUGGCAUAGGGAAGACAGCAACAGUUGAGACGACUGGAAUUUUGUGGACAAUCUUUUACCGUCAAGUAUCGAAAUAUUCAGAAUAUUUGGCAUUGAAAUGUUACCUCUUGCAAUUCAGAUUGUGAUUAAGUUGUUCAUCUGUCAAGAAGUAAAAAAAACAUAAAUUUGGUGUUCUGCGUUGGAAAUUUGGGGAAUGACUAAUGAAUAGCGGACAAAGAAUCCUUGGUGGAGGGGUUCAGCAUGUGUUGGACUAUCUGAGGCGAAUGCAAGCUGAAAGUCCAGCAUUUUUCUAUGCUGUUCAGGGUGAUAAUGGAUCUUCUAAUGGAAACAUUUUUUGGGCCGAUGCAACUGCCAGAAUGAACUAUCAUUACUUUGGGGAUAGUAUCAAAUUGGAUACUUCCUGUCGAGCUAACGGAUAUAGGGUACCUUUUGCUACUUUCACUGGCUUAAAUCAUCAUGCACAGCCUGUUCUUUUUGGAUGUGCUUUGCUUUUUAAUGAGUCUGAAGACUCACUUGUCUGGCUCCUCCAAACUUGGCUUCAAGCGAUGUCUGGACAGACGCCUGUUUCCAUCACAACUGACACUGAUCAUCUCAUACAGAUGGCUGUUGCUCAUGUUCUGCCAGAAACACGCCAUCGUCUUUGUAAAUGGAGCAUAAUUCGAGAAACCAAGGAGAAGCUGACUCAUGUAUGUCAAAUACAUCCAACCUUUGAAACUGAAUUUAUGAAGUGCGUUAAUGGAAGUGAGACAAUCGAGGAAUUUGAAUCUCAGUGGAAGUCAUUCCUAGAAAGAUAUUACCUCACGGAUAAUGAAUACCUUCAAUCAAUUUAUAGUGCUUGCCGUCACUGGGUUCCUGUUUUCAUGCGAGAGACGUUUUUUGGGGAUAUUUUAAGUGAUCAAGACAAUGAUGCCAAAAACACUUUCUUCAAUGGGUAUGUGGAUGCUUCUACCUCUAUCCAGUUGUUGAUUAAACAAUAUGAAAAAGCUCUUACAAUCUGGCACGAAAAGGAAUUAAAGGCAGAUCUUGACUCUACUAUUACUACACCAGUUCUAAAGACGCCAUCGCCUAUGGAAAAACAAGCAGCUAAUCUCUAUACUAGGAAGGUUUUCAUAAAAUUUCAAGAGGAACUGGUUGAGACCCUUGCGAAUCCUGCAACUAAAAUUGAUGAAUCCGGAACAAUCACAACAUAUCAUGUUGCAAAAUUUGGGGAAGAGCACAAGGCACACACGGUUAGGUUCAACACAUUUGAGUUGACAGCUAACUGUAGCUGUCUAUUGUUUGAAUUUUCAGGUAUAAUUUGUAGACAUGUGUUAUCAGUGUUCAGAGCCAAAAAUGUUCUUACGCUUCCUUCCCAAUACAUUUUGAAACGUUGGACAAUAAAUGCCAAGACUGGCAGUGGAAGCACUGUAGAGGAAUAUCGUUUAGAGUUACCUAGCAAUUCUCAAGAGUCUUUAACUAUGCGUCAAAAUAGUUUGCGACAGGAGGCAAUUAAAUUUGUAGAAGAAGGGGCAAAAUCUAUUCAUCAUUAUAAUGUCGCGGUGAAUGCUCUGAAAGAGGCUGCAAAAAAGGUUGCUGCUGCAAAGAAGAAAAAUGCUGAUAAAACUCUGGUGAACAACUUAGUAAAUGGAUGCAAUCAAGUAGUGGAUGAAGGAGAUAUUGAUCUAGUAGAUUCAGGUCAAUCCAAGGUGAGUUUUCAUUAAGAGUUCCUCACUUUCUAUGAUCUGAAUUUUGUCCAUCUAAUGACCUUUUAUUUCUUUGCAAACAAACCUUUUACUAUACAACCAUGCUCAUUCUACGUUUGACUUAUUCCAGUCCAAUUGGCUUUUAGUUUCAAACUGAUACUGUAAUAUUAUGAGAUUUCAAGUCUCUCAUACCUAGACCACCCAUAUUCUUAUCAAGAGUGGUAGUGCUUCAUUUCGGUUGAAUGCUUUUCUAUACUUGUUGUGCCUUAAAAAUCUCUAUGUUGCUUAUCCAGUUCCAUUGAGACUUGUAGGGAAGAGGACACAAAGACAUCAUAUUGGUGGGUAAGGCAUCCCAACACACUAUUAAUAAGGACCAAUCUCCCACCCAAUGAUUAGUAUUGUGUUUUCUAGUUAU
Messenger RNA from Solanum tuberosum (potato), 2196 nucleotides. Its product is annotated as protein FAR1-RELATED SEQUENCE 9. Gene Ontology annotation, molecular function: zinc ion binding. Lineage: Eukaryota; Viridiplantae; Streptophyta; Magnoliopsida; Solanales; Solanaceae. Bases 300 to 1799 code for a protein of 499 amino acids. The transcript is spliced from 2 exons. Gene Ontology annotation, biological process: regulation of DNA-templated transcription. The record is from RefSeq and is a predicted model, not a curated record.